AUGAGCGUCUCGAAUUGUUCAUUUCCGCGCCAGGGCGACACGGAGCCCGCCCCUGUUGCAGACUCGGGCUCUGAAACCGACACGGACUCCGAUACAUCUCCAGAUGAUGAUGUGGACUCGAAGUGGGCGCUGGCAGGUGAAGUGCGAGAAAAGCUUGGCCUCGUGAUCCCGGACAUCGACCACAUCGAGGAGACAGUGGAUAAAUCUGAGGCAAGUCGCCUCUACAAGGAAGUACGGGGAAAGGACCUUUACAAACGAUGGCUCGAAUCAUCGAACUCAGAGAAGUUGCUGGUCUACUACCAAACCGGAAAAACAGACGUCCUCGGCGGCGUUUCGCCGCUUUCUGAUCUCUGCCUGGGAGCGAGUCACGACUUCCUCAACCACCAUGACAAAACAAUGGUCCUCUUGUGGUGCUCCAGUCAGUUCUGUGGCGAGCCCCAAGAGGGAUACAAGAGUUGCCACAAAAGGCCCAAUACGAUGAUGGGGUCUCUGGCAACCCAGCUCAUCACAGCAUGCCGAAAAGAGGAUCUUCCCAUGGAAGGCCUGGAGAAGUACAAUGAUUUCGCUGUCACCCGAAAUAUAACGAACCGUUUGGAGCUCUUCAAGAUGCUGGUGCGGCAGAUACCAUACGAUUACAAGCUGGCAUGCGUUAUUGAUGACGUCUGCUACUUUGACCAGCCUGGGCUUCGGGAUGGCGCAUGUCAAGUCUUUGAGUUCUUGCUUUCGCUGGACAAGGACAAGGAUGUGAAGGCCAAGGUCAGCAUGUUCUUCACAAGUACAGUUAAGCCAAAGCUUGUGUAUGAUUACUUCCAAGGGCCGGACCGUACUAUUAUCUACAAUGACAGCUAA
Molecule: messenger RNA, 849 nt
Organism: Clonostachys byssicola
Lineage: Eukaryota; Fungi; Ascomycota; Sordariomycetes; Hypocreales; Bionectriaceae
Source: the annotation of a GenBank genome assembly